GCUUCUUUCUUUGCCGCAUAGGUCAUGUGACAGGGAUGGUUUACUUCCUGGAUCACUUGUUUUUUGAAAACGAUACAUUCUGGACAAAACACAUUCGUACGUUUGAGGGAUAACGCUAAUAUACGAUAACGUGACAUAUGUUAGAUAAAUCAGAAGGAUUAGCUGUGGCGUUUAGCUGGUCAGAUUAGAUACAUUGUGCCAAAGAAAAUCUUACUACGCGAAAAAGCAACUGUAUGCUAACGGUAGCAAGGAAAAUCUCAUGUCGAUAUUUUGCAUUGGUGAUAUGCCAUUCGUAAUAGACAAAAACGACACAUAACUAGACUAUCUAGAAGCAUUUACUGACAGAGAUUGGGUCUUGUAUUUUUCUUGCGGUAAGCAAAAGCAUCGCUUUUGACGUGUACGCUGUGCUGAGUUUCGUUUUCGCUGACUGCAAGCAAGAUGUCGAAGUACACAAGUUUUCCUGAACCAUCCGAGGACCACAACCCAUUCCAGGAUCCUGCAGUAACACAACAUAGCAGCAACACGGGAUAUGCCACACUGGACCUCUAUAAUCCUUUUGACAAUAAAACUGGGCCCCCUCCUCCGCCAUAUGAGGCCACAUCCCCCACCCCCCCCUCUGUACCAGCAGUGACCCCCCCCAGCCGCACCACGCCCACCGAGGCUCGCAACUAUGGCUCCUACACCUCCCAGCAGGCGGCGGUCAACGCCACAACAGCGGAGCUCCUGAGGAAGCAGGAGGAGCUUGAGAAGAAGGCCCGUGAGCUGGAGAAGAGGGAGCGGGAGCUGGAGUCCCACGGCCUCGGACCUGGAGCCUCUCGACAGAACAACUGGCCGCCAUUGCCGGCGUUCUGCCCCGUGGGUCCAUGUUUCUACCAGGACAUCAGCCUGGAUAUCAGUCAGAGCUUCCAGCGCACUGUCACCAUCAUGUACUACUUCUGGAUGUUCUGUGCUGCUACUCUGCUCUUCAACCUUGUCUCCUCGCUGGCAAUGUUCAUCGUGGACCCACAGGGCGGGGUUGGCCUGGGACUAGCCAUUCUGUGGGCUCUUCUCUUCACCCCCUGCUCCUUCGUUUGUUGGUACAGGCCUGUGUACAAAGCCUUCAGGACUGACAGCUCCUUCAACUUCUUUGCGUUCUUCUUCGUAUUCUUUGCCCAAGUUGUGGUCUUUGUAAUCAUGACCAUUGGGAUACCAGGAUGGGGGUUCAGCGGCUGGAUCGUGAGUCUGGCAGCUCUGAAGACCAGCGUUCCAGUUGGCGUGAUCAUGAUGAUCAACGCCAUCUUCUUUACGGCUCAAACAGCCUUGGGCGUCAUCAUGCUUAAGAAGGUACACUCUAUGUACCGGCAGACGGAUGCCAGCUUCCAGAAGGCCCAGGCCGAGUUCGCCACCGGAGUGAUGGCCAAUCAGGUUGUGCGCAAUGCCGCUACAAACGCUGCCCAGGGGGCCUUCGUUGGCCCUCGAUAGAGCCACAUAGAGAAAGAUCAGGAGAGGGGGGGGGGGGGGGGGAGAGACAGAGACAAAGAGAUAGAGUGCUUAGGUCCAGUGCGUAGUGGGCCCUUGAUCUGCUGCCCAUGGGAUCUAGUUUUCCCCUUGAAUUUCCCACCCUACGGGUCCUUGGCAUUUUUGUGUAGGAUCAAAAAUGCUGCCCCUUUGGGGGCAGCGAGUGAUCGUUGCUGGAGUCGUGUGUGUUUUGUAACCGUGUACAGGACGAGGUUUGCAAGUGGUCAAGCCAUUCAUUUAAAAACAACUGGAAUCACAGCAGCAAUGAUAGAAAAGAGGUGUUUAACGCUUUUAAAAUAUUUAUUUUGAAAGCCAUACGCUUUUAAGACUGGAGUAAAAGACUGUUGUAUAGUAUUGUCAGACAUGUUUUUUUGACCGCUGUUUAUGGAUGCAGGGUUUAAUGGGUGCCAAGUAAAACAAGGUACUAUAAAGCCUUGGUGUUUUUUCCUUUUUAAGAUGAAAUUGUUACACUACGUCUGGUUAGUAUGGAAAACUGUGUUUAUAAGAACCAAAGGCUGAUAAUGAAUAAUUUGAAUUGUGAUGUAAUUAUGUUUAAUCCAUAAGUGAAUGGUUUAACUUUCUUUGGAUAUUAACACACGUUGCUGCCCGUACACACGUUAACAUAUUGCGUUAUUAUUAUUUUUCCAAAAGAGAAUGCCUGUGUACCAUAUUGCCAAAAUGUGUUGUAGUCUAACUGCAUAUUAAUGUACCUGUCGUUUUUGUUGUGAUAUCUGUAUUUUUUCUGUUGAUGCUGUUUGUAUGUAUUAUGGUUGUUAAAGAUUGCUAACAAUGCAUUUUUUUGUUUGAAUAAAGAGAUGACAUGCUGAAUAA
This is a messenger RNA of Gadus macrocephalus (Pacific cod), 2328 nucleotides long. RefSeq names its product secretory carrier membrane protein 3 (gene scamp3). The transcript is spliced from 9 exons. Gene Ontology annotation, cellular component: recycling endosome membrane; trans-Golgi network membrane. Gene Ontology annotation, biological process: protein transport. The record is from RefSeq and is a predicted model, not a curated record. NCBI's taxonomy places the organism in Eukaryota, Metazoa, Chordata, Actinopteri, Gadiformes, Gadidae. Bases 439 to 1461 code for a protein of 340 amino acids.